Messenger RNA from Penicillium bovifimosum, 366 nucleotides. RefSeq lists its product as uncharacterized. NCBI's taxonomy places the organism in Eukaryota, Fungi, Ascomycota, Eurotiomycetes, Eurotiales, Aspergillaceae. The record is from RefSeq and is a predicted model, not a curated record. The transcript is spliced from 2 exons. Bases 1 to 366 code for a protein of 121 amino acids.
AUGAAUACUAUUCCAGCCGGCGGCGGAGCCUACUACUUCGCGAAGCAAUCGAUCAACGCAGAUCGACAAGCCCGAUUCGAAGCUGAAGUCAAGCACAAGGCUCAAAUGAAGUUGAUGGAGGAAGAGCACGCUCGUAAAGCGCUGUCUGUGAACAAACCAUCUCUGGAAGGAGACACUUUGAAGCGAGCGAAUAUGAUACGACACCAGAAUGCUACCGAUGAUGGCGCCUCGCCGAGUAUCGAGGCCUCUCAUGACCCGGCGGCUACCCGACACGAACCCUUGACCGAGGCCGACCGUGUCGUGGAAAAGAGCAAGUACGAGACGGCGCAGCCGUAUCGGCCUCCGAGUGGGAACCGAUUUAGCUGA